AUGAAGUCUAUCAUCAGCAUCACGGCCUUACUCGCCACUGUGGCACUUGCUCACAAUGACAUGCCACCGAGGAGCAUGUCCACAACAGAAUUCCGCCAGGCUUUCAUGGAAGCCGGUAUUGUUCCCGAUGUAAUGGGGUCGUUCGAUCCGAUGGUGUCUUUCUACGCCGGUUACAAAGCUAGUGAUGGCGAUAAGGCAUUGUUGAUGCCCGGAACGAAACUCAAGAUGAAGGAAACUAAGUUUCCAUUCGAGUUCAGCGUCGAGAAUAUCAUGAAAGCUAGAAACGUAACUCGGAAUUCCAGAUUCGUUCUUUACAUGGUACGUGUGUCCCGCCGUGGGCUGGGCAGCUUGAACAGGACUAAUACCGUGGACCAGAUUGGGCCCGACUCUCCAACACGCGAAAGCCCUACAGAGCGAAACAUGAGGCACUACCUCGCUGGCAACUUCACGCUUGAGCAGACUAAAUCUGAAGUCCUUUCGUCAGCGAUGAUCAUGAAGAACUCAACCCCCGCAUUUAAUGAUUAUAUGGCACCGGAGCCCAAAGCUGGCAGUGGCAUGCAUCGAUACGUGUACCUGCUCUACGUUCAACCAGAGAAAUUGAACAAGAUGGGCUUCGACGCCAUGGGUGUCGAUAAGAUGAAUCGGAAGAACUUCAAUAUCUCUCAGUUCCGCAAGCAAGCUGGUCUCGGACGCCCCAUUGGUGGAACCUACUUCAUGCUGAACAUGGCUCAGGAUAAUGGAGGCAGUGGCGGCCAUGGCGGCGGGAACAACGGGGGAAACAAUGGUGGAAACAACGGCGGUAACAACAAUAAUAAUGGAAACGGACGAAGCGCUGCCUCUGUCGUGACUGCGGGUUCUGUGGUAAUGUUCAUUACGCUGCUGGCGUCAAUGUUUGCUUGGAUGUAA
Messenger RNA from Colletotrichum costaricense, 906 nucleotides. RefSeq lists its product as uncharacterized. The transcript has 2 exons. The coding region runs from base 1 to 906 and encodes 301 amino acids. NCBI's taxonomy places the organism in Eukaryota, Fungi, Ascomycota, Sordariomycetes, Glomerellales, Glomerellaceae. The record is from RefSeq and is a predicted model, not a curated record.